AUGUGCUCAAGAAGCUUUGUGUUCUUGUGGCUCCAAGAUCAAGCAAAUUGUGGUGAUAACCGCAGACCUCGUGGUACUGAUGCUCUUUGCAAGAAGAUACAUCGUAAAAAGCUUGCUAAGCAUUCUCCUAAUCACGACAGCAACGAUAGUUCUACAGAUGAUAACAACAUCAAUAUCGACAUAGAUAGCGAUAGUGACAGAGAUAGAAAUGAUAACAAUCGCCGCAAACCUACUGUGACAACAUUUUCUGGCUGCAGAACGUGUGGUACCACUGCAGCUGCAACUGGUGUGGCAUUAGCAACUUGGAGUGCAAACUCGUCUACUUCUGUCGCCAAUGUUUAA
This is a messenger RNA of Magnusiomyces paraingens, 342 nucleotides long. RefSeq lists its product as uncharacterized. NCBI's taxonomy places the organism in Eukaryota, Fungi, Ascomycota, Dipodascomycetes, Dipodascales, Dipodascaceae. The record is from RefSeq and is a predicted model, not a curated record. The transcript is spliced from 2 exons. The coding region runs from base 1 to 342 and encodes 113 amino acids.